Messenger RNA from Gregarina niphandrodes, 768 nucleotides. RefSeq lists its product as hypothetical. NCBI's taxonomy places the organism in Eukaryota, Apicomplexa, Conoidasida, Eugregarinorida, Gregarinidae. The transcript has 2 exons. Bases 1 to 768 code for a protein of 255 amino acids. The record is from RefSeq and is a predicted model, not a curated record.
AUGGUCGACAAACUUACUGCCAGGAGAAAGAGAGUGGACCUCAAUCUGGAUGAGCUCAUCGGAGUGACGUCUCGGUUCAGCUUAUAUGACCCGCCUGCUGGAUUCCGCUCUCCCAGUGGAGGAUUCAGCCCGAGCGGUGCGUUGAACUUUCGCCUCGGGAAACGAGGUGGUAGGACGGCAUCUAGGCCGGGACUUACUAAACAAGCCGAAAGGGAUCUAGACACGACAAUGAGGCAGCCAGGGGUGAGAGAGCCCAGAGGUAAAGACCCAAAAGCUAGAGAGCCAAGGGCUAAAGAGCCAAGAACCGGAGAGCCAAGGGCUAAAGAGCCAAGAACCGGAGAGCCAAGGGCUAAAGAGCCAAAGGAUCUGGAGUCUCGGCAGGACUCCGAGAAACAGAGCCCUCUUGAAAUGGUUUUCGCGCUCCGCAGGACGCAGUCAUUGAAGCAGGCGUGUGCCAAGUUCGUGGCGGAGAGGCAAGCCGAGGGGGAGUCGAGAGAAAGCUCUCCCCAUGCCUUAUCGCUCCGGCUGCUCUUCACGACGGCCUCGAGAAGUGGCACUCCGCGAGCUCUGAUACAUAUCCGGAGACUGCUCCUCGGAGAAACCGUCCGGCCGGAACUGGUUCUACAAGAGGCCACCGCCUUACUCAGACACGCUGCCGGGAAUGCGGAACAUCUCUGGGACCUCACCUCCAUCGUCCUCUGCUUCGCAGACGCGCCACCCACCACCUUCAUUAAACAUUACCUCCGCCAACUCCACUCCAUACUGUAA